Molecule: messenger RNA, 1902 nt
Organism: Rubroshorea leprosula
Lineage: Eukaryota; Viridiplantae; Streptophyta; Magnoliopsida; Malvales; Dipterocarpaceae
Source: the annotation of a GenBank genome assembly
ACCAAAAGACCAUCCUUUUCCUUUCCAAGUUUGGAGCAGGUGGAUUGGCUAAUUCAGAUCUUUGCCAUCUUGGAGAAAAUUAGAGUGGGUUGACUGGGGAGAUCACUUGGAACCAGAUUUCGGCCAAAUCUAGAGGGAUGUGGGCUUGUAUGAGUUUAUUCAACUAACCAAGUGCAAAUUUGUCAUGGAUAGGCCGAUCUUGAGUUCUGCUUUGCUCUUUUGGUCUAGUUCUUUCAAUUGCUUCCACCUUCUUUGCGGAGCCAUGUCUGUGAAUCUCUUCGACAUCAAUUCACUAACCAGAUUACCUUGCACAGGAGAAGAAAUUUCUGCACUUCUAACCAUGCCACCGGGUGUUGAUUCUGACCACAAAGAUCUAAAGCCCUCUUAUCCAACUUUCGUGAGAUCUGCCUGUGACCAUAGUCUUACUAAGGAAUUUAUCCCAUUAGCCGUUGCUUUAGCACACAACAGGUGCUUAGCUUUAGGUCCUUUUCUGCUUGCUUACUUGUAUAAAAGUUGUCAAGAUGUCACGGUAUACCCUUUAGGCAAUAGCAGUGGACCGCUUUGGAUUCUACAACUAUGGCUUUACUCUUAUUUCCCAACACUGGUUCCUGUUCUAUUUGCUAUACUAGGUUAUGAUCUGCUUUCCUAUGGCUUAAUGUUCAAAGAUGCCACAGAAAAUAAGAAAACUUUUGAAGAAUGCUUCAAAUUUUUUGCUUCUUUUCCCAUCAACAGACUUGAUGCAGAUUUCGCUAUGUUUCUAAACAGAUCUCACGGCCCUUCUUGGUACAAGGCUGAUAUCCAGUCUCCAGAUUUCAGAGCAUUCUGAUUGAUGUUGAUGACAUUGAGGUUGUUUCACUAUUCUGAAAUCUGUGUAGAUUUCGAAUUCUGUCACUAUAUCUGCCAACUGAUAUCUUUGAACUUUGUCUCCAAAUUCUUGCAAAGUCUUGCUGCUGAAAUUUUUGUGAUUGACGAUGAUUUGGAGGAUGAGCUUCUUGCUAAGCUAGACAUGUUGAUGGACCCUUCUGAACAUAUUAGCUUUGCCAUUUUGACCCUUCAAGAGCUCAUUGAUGGUGACCCUUCUAAUUUUUGUAGAGUGCCAGAUCAACCAGCCGCUUUUGAAGCGGCUCAAAUCCUUAGCCAAGCUCCACAACUAUCUUCUGUUCAACGUAAAUUUUGGGUAAAUUUCACUCUUAUUUAUGCAAAUUUCAGUAAGAAAUUCCUGGAACUUGAGAACAAGGUGGCGGUAGCAGAAUCUGCCAGAAAAUCUAUAGCAGAUAGUACUGCCAUUAUCUUUAAAAAGAGGGAAGAGUUCUUGGCAGCAAAGGUUGCUCAUGUAACACAGAUUAAACAUCUCCAAGAUCUCAAGGAGGAAAUUUCUAACAUCGAGGCCAGACUUGCAGAAUUGAGAAAUCAGAUUCCUCUUGUGGAGCAAACAGAGAAAAAUUUGGCAGAACAACGAAAUAAGCUUCAUGUAGAUAUGGUGACAGGCUUGAAAUCUGUUUCAGAGAUCAAGGAUCAGCUCCCUUCUCUCACAGCUUUUGCAGAUGAAGUCGUUGUGGAACUCAAAAAUAUGAGGGAAGAAUGGAAUGAUUGGUAAAGAAACUUUUGUUAAUUCCCUUAUAUAUAUAUAUUUAUUUAUUUAUUAAUUGAACUUGCAUGUUCCGAUCCUUGAACUUAACGUUUGUGGCCUAUUGGCCAUGCAAACUGCCUCUUCAAUGUUGAUCUCUAUCUUUGCUGCUCAUAUUUUGGAAGUUUGCUUGUUGCACAUUUUGUUCAUACUCUGCUGUAGGUUGAAAUCUGUCACGGCCAAAAUCUAGCCACUCUGGUUGCUCACAGCCAGAUUUAUCCUACUUACAAAUUUAGCUCAGCAUUUUUAUUGAACUAUAAAAUGCUAAUUGAGAA